Leptinotarsa decemlineata (Colorado potato beetle) is the source of this 1731-nucleotide messenger RNA. RefSeq names its product Numb-associated kinase (gene Nak). Gene Ontology annotation, biological process: protein phosphorylation. The record is from RefSeq and is a predicted model, not a curated record. Gene Ontology annotation, molecular function: ATP binding; protein kinase activity. NCBI's taxonomy places the organism in Eukaryota, Metazoa, Arthropoda, Insecta, Coleoptera, Chrysomelidae.
UAUUAAUUCUGAGACUUUCAUUCCAGUUAAAGGAGUCUCUAAAAAACCAAUGACGGAAACUUUAUUAGAAGAAAAUGUGACAUUUGAUUGCUCACCCGAUAAUAACGUACCAUCUGAAGGCGAAGCACUUUUAAAUGCAGAAUUGGAGAGUGAUACGCCUUUAUCACCUCCUUAUGUGAAAGCACCUUUGGAGGAUAGGUCAAAGUACGAAAAGUUGACACAACCAGUUUACGACAUGUCCUCAAACAGCAGUUCGGAAGAUGAAAAUGUUAAGUCGAAGAAGAAGAAAAAAAUUAAUAUUCCUGAGAAACUGCAUUCUGUAUACAAAACUGUAGAAAUGCCUAUAAAGAGUUUAAGAUCUGAUCGUAAGAAAACUGACAGUAAAGCGAAGAAGAAGCAAUCCAGCAACGAUCAAAACUCCACCAAUGCAGAUUCUGAUGACUCGAUUGGGUCAGCUAGCGAUUUACGAAUAGAUGAUGAAGACGUUCCUGCCCCGAUUAAGGAAGAUGCAAUUAGCGAAACAAUUAGUGAAAGCAUAAAAACGUGUGGUUCAUCAGCUUAUCACGCAGAAUGUGAAAGUAUGGCGACCCAUGAAGAUGACUGUACAAGUAGGAUAAUAAGGAAUAAACAGCGCGAAUUAGUUAAAAAAGCAGCUAUUCAAUCGGAAGACAUGUUAUUUGUAGGACAUCAGUAUGGCGAACGCCCGCUACUUUUAGAUGAUGAGUUUGACUCUGACGGUGAAAUCAAAUAUGACAAGUGGAGGCCUGACAAAGACAAAAAUAAGGCUGAUAUUUGGAUAGCGCCCUCUAGCAGUUUUGAGGACCGUAAUGAUGUCUUUGCUUUGGCACCUUUCGGGAGGUCUAAGCUCAAAGGCAAAGAUACAGUGGUAGAAGAUUCCUCAAAAAAACAAUCUGUAAUUUCUUUAGAAAGCGUGGAAUUCGAAAGUGAAAUUAAAGAGGUAGUGUUUCCUGAUUGCGAAGAAAAUCAAACUGUUACCACUCCUAGUCUCAACCCAUUUUUGAAUGUUGAUUUUUUGCCAACUACGAAUCAGCUGAUAAUAGAUACUACUACUCUUACUACUACUACUGCUAUUCGAACUACUGAGAGUCCAAGCCAAACAGUCAAGUAUUUCAACGAUGAGAAGUUCCAGUCAAAUUUUGACAACACGCCCUUUGCUAAAUCCAUCAGCUCAUCUACUGAUAAUGUUAUCGUUCCUUCUGAAAAAAUUGUUUUUCCUGAUCUCGUCAUUCCUAAAGAAAUUUCCGAUAAAAAGCUGAAGCAUUUCCCCAGCAAAACGUCCCGGAGUAAAUUAAGUUUGACUUUCACGAAUGACAAUAAUUCUGAAGGCCAUGAAAUGCCUCAGAAAAUAAAAAAGGACAAAAAGAAAGACAAAGAUCAAAAGUCCAAGUACUGUCUGAUAGACGAUAGUGUGUCUGAUGAUGGGCCUAGUUUCCCAACGAAGCCGGUGAAGGUUUCCAAAACAUCCAGUUCUCAUAAAAAAGGAAGUGGCAAAUCGAAGAGAUCGUCGCUCAAAGUCAAAACUGAUGGAGGAUUCAGUAAUAUGAGUUUCGAAGAUUUUCCUACUGAUGAUCGGGAUAUAAUUAAGAGUUCCAUUGUACCUUUCGAAGUAUUGAGGAGUCCAGAACAAGAGCAAAAAACUUUUGGCACGAGAAGGAUCGGAAACCCAUUUUCCUGAGUUAGUAUGGUAAUUUUUUUUCAUUCCUCUUUGCA